Molecule: messenger RNA, 4029 nt
Organism: Harmonia axyridis
Lineage: Eukaryota; Metazoa; Arthropoda; Insecta; Coleoptera; Coccinellidae
Product: zinc finger CCCH domain-containing protein 18-like
Exons: 10
Coding region: 434-3109 (891 amino acids)
Molecular function (GO): metal ion binding
Source: RefSeq, a predicted model, not a curated record
ACGAUGGAAGGACGCCAUUUCCAAGAAGUUUUCAAUGUUGAAGUUGUGAAUUUUUUAUUGUGAUGAAAAUUGGAAGGAAAAUAUAAAUUGUGAAUCAUCUGUUGUACUCUGCCAGGAAGAACCAGUAAAAAAGGUAAGAUAACAAGUCUGUGAAAAUUAAGUGUUGAAACUUCAAACAGUUCCUCCCAAGAUUUGUGUUACGAAUCCAUGAAGUCAGUUUAGUUUGUUGCCGACUGAAAAGUUCAACGUUAAUAAUAUUGAUACAAGUACGCGAAAGACUUGAAGUAGUUCGUGUUGUGAAUUUGUUAGUUUUAAUGAAUCAGUUAAGUAACAAAAUAAUUGUAACCAUGUUCGAAGUACCUAGUAGCGCGAAGUGGUCUCAUGGUAUAAAUGAAGCUGUUCAUCUGGGAUCGAAGUUCUUGGAAUUCAAGAGAUGGAUUCAGAUGAUUCGAGAGGUGCUUCAUCAGAAAAUGAAAGUACCCAUAAAUCUAAUAGAAGUGUAGGGUCUAGGUCUAGAUCAGGUAGUAGGUCUGUAUCUUCUUGCUCUGUAAGUAACAAAAGUGAUCAUUCAAGUCGAUCUCAUUCUUCUGAGAAUGGAAGAAGUCGAUCAGCAUCAUCAGGUAGUGAAAUAUCUGAAACGAGAAGCAGACCCCAUUCUCCAAAAUCACCAACUGGUCAAAUACUAAAUAAUCAUCCAAGAUCUGCAUCUAAUAGUCCAAAAGGGUCAAUUGACAGAAAAUGGGACUCAAGAAAAUCAGAAUCACCAAAGAACAGUAACCAAAUUCCAGAAAGGAAUAUUACCAACUCUCCAAAUUGUGACGACAAAAAUCAGGGAUCAAGAUCUCCAAGUUCCGAUAUAGGUGAUAAUGAAAGACGGUCAAGACCAAGGUCUCCUGUAAACUCAGAAAAUUCAUCACGUUCAAGUUCUAGAGGGAGUAGUCCUCCGACUAAAAAAGAAUCUGAUAAGAAUUCUGUCAAAUCAGAGAGUAGUGUCAGUUCAAAGAGGUCAGGCCGAUCUUCUCGAACUUCAGGAAGAUCCUCUAAAAUGUCGAAAACAUCAAAACGAUCUAGUAGAAAAAAAUCUGAGGGUAAUACAUCUGAUUCAAGUUCCUCUAGUGCUGAGUCAAGUAGCAGGAAGCAUAUAUCUGGUAAUGCUGAUAUAGAACCUGAAGAAAUAUCUGAUGGAGACAUCGAAUCAGAAUAUGAAAAAGAACAACCUAAGGAGUUAUCUAAACCUCAUUCUGAAAUCAAUAUAUCUCAUGAAGAUUUAUCAGAUGUCUCUGAUCUUGAAGAUUCUUUAGGACAUUCUGAUGAUGACAAAGAUGCUAAUAUAGAAACAGCAUCUGAAGUUAAACAACAACAAAAUGAAAUUGAACAGAAAAGGGCCGAAACAGAUGUACAAAGGGUGACUGAUAAAAAUUGUAAAAACGAGCCUGAAGAAGGCGAAGAACAGUUGGACUUUGAAGCAGAAGAUGGUGAAUGUGGUGAGGUUGAAGAAACCAAACAGAAAGUGACAGACAUCCAAGUUGAACCAUUGGAAGAUGGGGAAAUGGAGGCUGAAAGUGUUGAAAAAGAGAAAAAAGAGACGAAAAAAAAGGAAGAUUUGGAAGAAGGAGAAGUUUCAGAUGAAGAUGAAGUGAGACCAGAAGAAACUGAACCUAGACCGGUAUGCAGGUUCUUUUCGAGGGGACAGUGCACAUGGGGGGCAAGUUGUAGAUUCCUGCAUCCAGGUGUGACAGAUAAAGGUAAUUAUACCAUGUUCGAAAUGGUUCAUCCUCUGGUACCUGGAGAGUAUAGUGGAGGCGAUAGAUAUGCGGCGAGACCUGACCCAGCUCCUAUUGAGUCAGCAUGGGAGAGAGGAUUGAGAACUGCCAAAGAGAUGCUACGAAAAUCAAUUAAACGGAAAGAGCAAGACAUAGACUUCGAAGAGAAAAAAAUGAAUUUAAGUUUAGCUCAGGAAGAAUUCGAUAAGGAAAACGGAUAUUAUGGAAGAGUUCCCUCGCCUGAACCAAGGUUCGUUAGCAGACAUCCUCCAGUAGAAUAUCCAGCACCUUCAAGACCCCCUGUCCCACCAGAUGAAUAUUACAAUAGAAGGCAGGUAGUCUAUGAACCCCCCGAGUACGCACCUAGAGAAAGAGUCCGACCGGCAUAUAGAGAAUUACCCACACAUAAAAUGCCUGAUUAUUACAAUAAUAAAUACGAGGAAGAGAGCAGUGGAAAAGUAAGUGAAUUGAGGAAACCUAAACGUGAAGUGAUAGUUCAUAGGGCAGAAAGAGAGAGGGAGAGGGAAAGAGAAGAUAGACCAAGCCGAGCAGAUGAUUGGUCCGAUCCUUGGAUGAGAUCCAAAUCUCCUGCGGGAAAAAGGAGUGGUAGAAAACGAUCGUACAGUUCAGGCUCGAGUUAUUCCUCCAGCAGCUCUACUAGAACCAGUACUUCUCGAAGUUCGUAUAGGUCCAGAUCUAGAUCCGUUCCCCGCAAGAGAAGAAGAUCUCGUUCCAAGAAGAGUAGGCAUGUAUCGCCAUCUGUUAUCGUGUCCGAGAGGAAGGCUGCCAACGAACGGGCAGCAAUGAUGAACCCGCCAGCACCCAGAAAGAGGGCUCCAUCCCCAGGUAUGAUAAGAGCAGUAACUGCUGCUAAUCCUCCUGCACCAGCAGAUCAAUUUGGAAGAACCCGGAGUAAGCUGGUUGCUGCCUUAGCAAGAGCACGGGGAAAACGAAGAUCUUCGAGAUCCUCUUCCGACAGUUCAGGUUCUAGUUCUAGUGACUCAGAAUCUUCUGCUUCUAGUAGUAGCAGCAGCAGAGAUGGCAGUCCAGCACCUAAAAGACCUGGAGAAUUAUCUUUGGCCAAAGCUAUGGAUGCCCUCAAAGGAAAUUCAGCAGAAAAACGCCAAAUCAAACUGAAUUUGAAAACUCCACUCAGUAGCAGAAAACCAGAGUUGGCUGAGCUUGCAAGGAAAGUAGAUCAGGCACAAUCGAAAAAGAGACCUGCAAUUUCACCACCUCCUGGAGAUCCGAAAAAUAAAAAAGCUGCAUCUAGGAGAGAAGAGCUACUCAAACAACUGAAAGCAGUGGAGGAUGCUAUAGCAAAAAAAAGAUCGAAAGUAAACUAAAUUCUGAUUUUAUUCAGAAACUGUGAAUUGUCCCAAGACUUCUAGAAAAAUUCUUCGACAAAAGUUUAGAAUUAUUUUAGUGAUACCGAGAAAAACAGUAAAUGUCUUUUGAGUGGUAAUAUUGCGGAGCCAAAUACAUUUUUUAUUCAGAAAAUAAGUUUCUUUUGACACCUUUAUUAAUAAAACCUCUGAAACUUAUACUCGUAUUGAAAAAUUGUGAAAAUCGUUUAAUUUUUAAUAUAGGCACUACAUGUGAAAGUAUAAUAAAUAUUUUUUUUCUCAAGUGUUUUUUCAUGUUAGUAAUAACUUUCUUGUAUAAUGCAAUCUUUUAAUUUUUACAUAUUAAUUUCUGUACUGACUGGACUUCAUUAGAUCUACAAAUGGAAAAAAUUAUUUGUUUUUUUUUCUGUCUUUUCUUGCUGAUGUAUUAGUAGGUGUUUUCUGAAUACCUCAACUACUGAAGCGACCUAUGCAUAAGCUUAACCAUAGCAGAAUUUCUAUUCAAAUUGCAUUGUGGUCUGAAUGAUACAACAUUAAAUUAUUUCAUUUCAAAUUCAACCAAACUUCACUCCUUAUGAAGAAAUGUAUGAUUGACAGCUUACUAUUAUACACUUGAAUCAGUAACCCUCAUUAUAAUAUUCCUUUUUCUGAGUCGGAAGUGAAAUUCAAUUGAACUUAUUCCAUAUUUCCCUCUGAAAUGAGGUCAAUGUCAACACGAUUUUCAUCUAUUUCUCAAGACAUAAUCGACAACUAAAUAUCUGAUUGUUCCAGUUUUAACUUGACGAAAGUUCAUUUUGAAAUUAUAUUAAAAACAAUAUUUUAAAGAAGUAGUAUGACGAAACAAUUAUCCUAGAAAUAAAAUAAGCGGAAAUAAAUACUGUAUUUAUUCAUAAUUUCAACAAUAAAUAAUGCAAACGGUU